Molecule: messenger RNA, 549 nt
Organism: Pyricularia grisea
Lineage: Eukaryota; Fungi; Ascomycota; Sordariomycetes; Magnaporthales; Pyriculariaceae
Exons: 1
Coding region: 1-549 (182 amino acids)
Source: RefSeq, a predicted model, not a curated record
AUGGCAAGCCUCGAAAUCGCUUCCAUCUGUUCCAUCAUGCCAGAAAUGAGCCUUGUUGCAGUAUAUCGUAUUUUCAUCACCCUGCUUGCUAUGGCUCCAUUGGUACGCCUGCUCGUGAAUGUCUUCAGGAGCUGGAUACAGUCCAAACGGCACACGCUCGAAAAGACAAAAUCCGAACCCAAGUAUGUCUGCCCGGAAGCAUCCGAAACCUUCCAAGCACCGUCCUCCGACAAUCUGUCGUCUAAAAGUGUGAUUUCUUGGCAGUACCAGCUCCGCGACACCUGUGUGCAACUCAACAUCGGUCUGCUAGGUUUACAGAUGGGCGGUAGUUGGGACCAGGAUCCGGAAUGUAACCGCAUGGCGCCUCUGGCUCAUGGCCUAGAUGGGGUCAGGGUUGGCAGGAAGUCGUAUGACUUUUGCAAUCUCAUUUGGACCUCCCUUCUCGAUAACGACCACUCGGUUGUGGCGGAAAGCGAUAUCCCACCUGGCACUGCCUUGACCCUCAGGGUUGGAUACUUCAGACAACAUGAUGCAAUUCGGCCCCUAUAG